UGCAUACACUCAGCACUCGCAAUAUCUGCUGCUACAACUAACUGGUAUUUAUUUGCGCAACAUAUACAUUGCUGAGUGUUCAGUUGACUAUUUCCAUGCAAACUUCAUCACGAGGAUACCGGCAAGCGGAAAUACUACAACGAAAAUGCUGAUAUUGCUGCCGUUGUUGGGUGUGUUGUUUAACAGUCUGACCACAGCGCAUGUGGAGGCGAAUUUAAGUUUGGAAUUUAAGGCCACAAAGCUUUUGAGGCAACACAAUCCAGCAAACUGUACUGUUGGCAAUACAACAUAUGCACACGGACAGACAUUUAAAUUGGAUUGUAAAACACAAUGUGUCUGCGAGAAUGGUCGCCACGCCUGUUCAUCGCUGUGUCCGAAGGAGCAACUGCCGGCGCCAGAGGAUACGAUGUCUUGCAGAUCGCCACGUCUGGUGGAGGUGCCAGGCCAUUGCUGCAAAAUGUGGCUUUGUGAGAAUCCCACAGCUGAUGUAUACGCCACCUGCCACAAUGCCUCUACAAGUCCAUGGACGCCCUGCUCGCGGCCGUGUGGCCUUGGCAUUUCGACGCGCUUCACCAGCACGAAUACUGGUUGUCGGCAAUUGAGCAAUAUACGUCUGUGUGAAAAUCGCAAAUGCGAUGAAGACAAUAACAACAAAAACUACUCAACGUCACAACAGUCACAACUUGCGCAAAAAGUCGUAGCAGUACCGCAAAAGUAUGCGCACGAACAGCGACAACAACAAUUAAUUAGCCAUAAUGUGGCAAACAAUUUAGUUGCAAGAGAGCCUGAGGAUACUAAGGAUUUAAAAAAUUACCGUGCAUUGUUCGAGCAUAAGGAACAUCGAAUACGUAAAGGGCACGAGUGCCGCAGUUUGCAACGUCUGGGCCCGGCUCGUAUUCGCUUAGGUGCCUGCAUCUCACGAAAGCUGUAUCGACCGAAAUUAUGCGGACGUUGUCAUCAGCAUUCGGGAAAAUGCUGUACACCCUCGGUCUCAACAACCAUACAGGUUGAAUUGUUGUGUCCACUGAAGGCUGAUGAUCCAAUCAACCUUGCCGAACAGCAACAACCGGAAGGACAAGCGCCACUGCAAUUAUGGGACACAGUAUCGCUGGAGCCAAUCGAUCAGGAAUUCCUGCAAUCACAUCAAAUCCAAAUUGAAAAUAAAUUUAUUGCAGUUGAAUGGAUAUUGAAGUGCGAGUGUGGCAAAUAUGAAAAUUGUAACAACCUACAAAAAUACACCGCAACAAUGCAUAGCAGCUCAGGCAAUAAAAGCAACAACAGCUACAACAACCAAAAGCAGAGCAAAAACGACAGCAACAGCAACAACAGCAAAAGCAAUAACAAUGGUAGUUGGCAUACAAGUGGCGUUGUAGGUGACCGCAAUAAUAAUAAAAAUGCGGCGACAAACAUUAUCAGCGACACAACAUACAACUACAAAGAGAAUGCGUACAACAACAAUAAUAACGAUGUGAACAUGAGUAGCAGUGGCAAUAACAAGGGAAACAAGGGAAACAUGGCAAACAAUCACUACAACGAGCAAAGUAUUGAGGUGGACAAUGACAGUGAUAAUCGGUAUGUGCAACAGCAAGAACAGCAAGCGGAUACAGCACAACAAGAGCAGCAACAACGUUUAGUGUCGUCGGGUGAAUUGCAGCCAGACAUUAUACCAUAUCCGGCAAUGUUGCCGCCGCACCGCAACACUCAGCAACAAAACCAAACCCAAAUGGGCCAGUCAAAUGGUGACAAGAGAAACAGCAACAACAACAAAAAUAAAGACAGUAAAUACGAUAAUAGGAGUGGAAUCAAGGGAGGCAUUGUGGAUGGCACUGUCAGCGAUGACAGCAUGCGUAUGAACGCUGAACAUGACAACAAUAACAACAACAUAAAAACCAUAAAAAAUGUGGAUGUACCGAAUAAAAAUGAAAAUAAAAUUUUUGCUAGUUUUGCUUUUUAUCACCAUGACGGCAAUGAUGUCGACGACAAGCGUGAUGCUGGUCACAGUGCGAGCGACGAUUCAAGCAAGCAAUACGUUAGCGAUGGGCAGCAUCAAAACGCACUUAACAAGGAUGGAGAACAACAACAACAGCUGCAGCUACACAAACUUCAACGACUGCAGGAUUGGGAGAUGGAUCAAAAUUUACAUUAUCAAAAGCAGCAGCCACCAACAUCCGAGUCCAGUCUAGCGGCUUCGCACCAAUAUUAUCCGCAGCAUCAACAAAAGCACCAUCAACACCAUCAACAUCACCAUCACCAUCAUCAACAGCACCAUCAGCACCACUUACAUCACCACCAGCUAUAUCCGCACACACACCCGCACUCGCAUACGCCCCAGUAUCCGCCACAGUCCCAGCAACAUUUCCUUGAGCAACUACGACAACAGCAGGAGCAACCAAUCGAGCAGCAAACGUUCCACCAACGACGCUCAUAGCAACGCAGACGUGCACCACAAACGCAUCGCCAACGCUGGCCGCCACGCAAAGGACGAGGCAAAAGGAAAAAGAGCAAUGGAGCGAAACGACGCAUCAAUGGCAGCACAGUAGCGGUAAGGGAGGCGACAGGGGGAGUACUCCCGAUUGCCGCACAAAUGGGCACUUCAUAAAUAAAUAAAAGCGACAAACUGAUAAACCGGCGCAAAAGCAACAAAAUUAUGCAAGCGGGUGACAAAGACGCAAAAAACGAGUUAGUGAGAAAAAAUCUUAAUAAAAGAGGAGAAUGGGUCAGCAAGGAUGUGCAGUACUUGGAAGUUAACGGCAGGCGCACCACUGCCAAACGACUACGGCAGCAAAAAUAGUCGCUAUAAAAACCACCAAUAACAGCGCACUCGAGCAAAGUAAAAGGUAGUAAAGCGCACGGCGAACACAGAGCGCCACCAACGAACGAAUGAACAGACAAACAACAGACCGGCAACAAAGUUGCAACUUUUGCAUAUCACAAAGCAAAUAAAUUUUUCAUUUCCAAUGUGGAAAACAACAACAUUGCAAGGUGCAAAAAACAUCCGCCACACAAAAUAAUAAACAACAAACUGAUUUCAAAACAAAAAGGAACAAAACAACAACAACAAGUUAUCUAGCAUACAUUUAUUGUCGCUGCAAUGACCAGACAGCAGACUGAACACGAAAAAUAAAUAAAUUGAUAAAACUGCAGCGCAAACCGGACAAAAUAUUUUCGUCGUUGUUGUUGGCGUAUUUUUUAUUUUGUUCUCGUUAUUUUCUCAGCUGGUACUUCAGCUGGCAUAGACGUUAAUGGUAUCAACUGGCUGGCAGAUUUGCGCGGCUGCGGUUCGUUUGGCUGUCACACUUUAAAUUGCAAUUGCAGGAUGCAAGGAAGCGUAACGGUGAACAAGCAAGAUAAUACAAUACUUACACACAUAAGUAGCAAAUCUUUCAAAAAAAUUAUUUAAAAUUGCCAUAUUUUAGAUAAUGAAAUAAAAAAUGAGAUUCAUUACGCAGAGCGAUAUGCGGUUUUAAGGGGUCCCGGUGGUCUAGAGCUCGAAAAUUUAGGGUAUUUUCAGGAUUUUUUUAGAAUAAAAAAAUGUAAAACGAAAUUAAAAUUUCUUGGGCUUUUUAUUUAACUUCUUUUACAUGCAAGAAAAUAUAUAUUUUCAAUUUUAAUCAUUUUAAAAAUGGCGCUAAAGUUGACCCUUCCAAAUAAUUGGACCUGGACGGUGCUAACCAUUUUGGCACUUCUUUUUAUCUAAAACAUAAAAACCAAAAAUCAGUUUGACUGAAGCUAUCCGGUACUAGAAUAAAAAGAAAAAAAAAUUUGACAAAAUGGCGCGGUUUGUAUUCAGUUUUUUAAUCAAAAAAAUACGAAAUAGUUCAAAUGAUAAUAUGAUUCUAGUACAGGCGAUAGCCAUUGAUGUGAACAACAUAUUAAAAUUUCAGACAAUUCGGUUGAAUAGUCUUGUCUUUUAACAACACCAAGCCGAAAAAAGUAGUUUUGAUAUAAUUAGGCUUAAAGUUUUGAGAGUAGCCGCGUGACGAAUCUACCUGCUAAAACGGCUGUAGAAUCGAAAAAUACUAGGAAUAUCCUUCCACAAAUUUUACAGUAUAUUCUUAAAGCCCAUACUUUCGGAAUAUCAUAAAAAAAUCGAUUUUUGGAAAAUUCUAGACCACAGAGAUCCCUUAAGUGAAAAUAAAACCAAUAAACAAAAAAUGGCAAAAAAAAUUUGCAAAAACAAAAUUGUUUUUGUCUAAAGAGUAAAACAAAACAACAGAACAAACUGCUUGAUCAAAGAAAAAUAUUACCUUCUUGUACAAGAAUAUUUUUAAACUUUACAAUUUUUAUUGGGCCUGAUACUAUAGUCGAAAAUUUAAUAUCGAUUAACUCCGAAAACCCAAAUGACGAUAUACUUUGAUCGCACAUAAAAAUGCUUAAAAAGGGCUGAUCAAUUGAUACGCUCUCCACUUUGAAUUUAGGAGCAUUUUAUUUAUCUACUAAAUACAGGGUGGGGCAAAAGUAAUAGCAUAUCAUCACAAACCCCCGAUUAUACAAUAACAUUACUAAAAACCUCAACAAAUGUUUUUUUUUCUCGAAAUUAUAUAUCAGUAAGCCAGCCUUCAUUUUGAUCACAGGAGAACCCAGGAAAUCAUACAUACAUACAUACCUAUACAUAUAGUAUAUUCUGCAUCGAAAAAAUUUAGGUUAGAGCCGCUUUAUAAUAGAGCUGCUAAGCAAGGAACUGAGUGAGCGGAAAUGAAACCAGAGACAGGUGCGCAUAUCAGCUCAUUUAAGGAGAAAUGUAAAAUAGCUUUGCAAUUUUUUUUAGUAACUGAGACUUUAAGGGCCACAGCAGGAGCUGUAGUUUUUUUCUAAAAUAAUUGUUUGUCCCCGGUAUUUACCAAUUAUUUAUAUUCCUAAAGAUUAUGUUCAGCAAAGACUUUAAAGUACUCGAUUUCUGAAUUUUACUGCAAGACCGCCGGUACGCAGUGAGCUCCUUUUAAACGCGCUUAUGUAUUUUUGAAUGUUGGCCAGAUAGAUAGCUCAAGCAUUUUGGACCAAUUCACCUGACAGUUAGUAUAUAAUUACAAAUACAUUCUAAGGAAGUACGAAGGAUUUCUUUAUUAGUAAUUUUCUGAAACUUUUUGCUUGCUUUUCUUUUCUUGAAUUUUUUACGUUUUACAUAGAAAGUACUACGCUUUUUUGAGAAAAAUCUAAUAUAUUGGUCAGCAUCAGUCAGCACUACAACCCGGAGUGGGUUUUGGCUUGCUCCAAUAUCCUCUUCCUGGCUUCUGUAUCAUUUGCUAGUGGGAUCUAGUUUCUCACUCCUAAUGUUUUCAGAUCAUCUUUGACCCAAUUUAUACAUCUUUUUAUAAACUUCACAAUCGAUUUUAUAAACUUCACAAUAUCUUCUCCAUUCAGUAGACUGAGCAGUUCCGAGUUGCUUCGCAGCAUAUACUUGACUCUCUCAUUUCGCUUCGAGCUGAAGAUUUUUCGCAGUAUUUUCCUUUCGAAUACUUUUGGCAACGCUUCUCUCGGCCCUAUAUUGCUCUAGAUAAAAGUUUUGACUGAAACAGGUUCAUGUGAGCGUAAUAGGCUUUGUUUGCUGAAGUAAAAAGUCUUAAGUGAAGUAAAAAAUAUCAAGAUUUCUGCUAAAUAAAAAGUCCAUAGGGAUAAGAUCGGGCGACCAGAGUGGCCAGUAAGGGAAGUGGCCGUAUUGUUGGGGAAGAAGUAAGGCGGACGUGUGCGCCGUGUGUACUGAGGGAAGGAUGUUCGCUCGUUAUUGGCGUAUAAUAAUCGUUCAGAAUCGCCGAUAAGAGACACCGUCCAUAUAAAUGGCUUGUAUUCGAAAAAUUUCAAAACAAUAUGGUCCAAUUGUUCCACUGCAUGACAAUGCACACCAAACCGUCACUUUCGGAUUUUGAAAUGACUGCUGAUGUUUUAAUAGUGGGUUCUGAGUUCUGUCUUUUAAGUGCCUAAAAAUGCCAAUUUUGCUUAUUUACAUUUCCAUUAAAAGAAAAAUAUGUUUCGUCACGCCAAAAGAUAGUGUUGGCCGUACGAAAUCGGUCCAACAUUGUUGGACAAUUUGAACUUUGAUGGGAUGAAGUCUAGAAUCCUUCCGUCAUGCACGAUAGUUUUUGGAUGUCCCUGGUCAGGCGCUCUCUUGUGCAUGGACUGAUGCGAUUUAUCGUGCAAACUUGUAGUGGCGAUUCAAUAUUUUCAUUAACGUUGAUGUCCCGUUGAGGCCCUGCCUGUUGCCGGAACCUUCGCACCCAUAAACGAAUCAAAUCUUCAUUUGGGUCGUCACGUAAACGUCGAAUAUAAUAAAAUAAAUAAAAUCUACGGCAAGCAGUUGCACUUAAAUCAUUGGCCUUGAAAUACACUCCGAUUGUGAACGCACGUUAUUUACCCAACCAAUGCGACACCGUGAUUAAAUAUAUUGCACGAAUAACGCAGCUAACGCAGUUCCGCCCUCAGCUCAGCGAUAAGAGAAAAACUUAAAUUUGGAACCUAAUUCCACCACCAGACCCCGUACAAGUAUUUAAUGCCUAGUCGCUUGGUUUAACGAUUGGCCAUUUUGAUGCCACAAUUCAUAACUUCAGAAAGAAAAGGUGACAGCUGAAUGAAACCGUGCCGUGCAAGGGGGAAGUAGGUUAAGAUGAAGCAAGCAAAUGUUUUUUGCAUACUAGAAUUUACAAGAAAAUCUUACCAGAAAAUACUUUUCCUAAUUUCCAAUUUUUUUCAAAAAAUCGAUUUUUUCGUAUAUUUUAGAAUCUGGUGCAAAACUAUCCCAAAGAGUUAGGCGUAGUCAGGAACAAAAAAGGAGACAGUAUAUAUAUUUUUUUUUUUUUUGACAUUUAUCUAACUUAUUUAUUAAUUAUAUAGAAAAAGUCAUUUCGUAUAUAUUUUAACUUCAGUUCCUUGCGGUGACCAAUAGAACUUUGUGAUGACGCAUCUAAACUCAACAAAGAAAGAAAGUUAUUUUGCUUAAUGUUAAAUUCAAAAUUUAAUCGUAGGUUCUUUAACUUAUACUCGAAUUUAUAAAAAGUGUGCGGUUGAACCUCGUUGGCGGCUUCGUUUCUUGUUAUUUCCCUUGCCUUGCCUCAGCCUAAGAAUGUCAUAAAUAGAGAUCGGAUUUUUAUGCAAAUUGAAUAUUUUAUUAUGAUGAGUUUCUACCUAGGUGCGAACUUCAUGUGAUGUUAAACAAAAAUAUGCACUGCAUAAGAAUCCGAUGUCUAGUCAUAAAAUUAUUUCAGUAGCUUGAAUGUAAAAAUUCGAUUGGCUAAAAUCGUACAAGGUUGCUUGAUAUCGUUUUUGUGAGAUAUAAAGGUACUACAAUUUUGGAAAAUACAGUUUUCGGGCAAAUGCCUUCCAUAGCUUCUGCACUGACUUUGAAUUAUUAACCCAGUAGCUGGAUUCAAGGAGGAAGCAUCACAGUAUCGCUCUGCUGAAAACUUAUAUACUCUCUCACAGAUGUAUGUAUUUUGUUACAUAAGUGUGUACGUGAUAACUCGAUAACUUAAAUAAUUAGGGUCUAAGGGAAAGUGUGAAUACUUUAAAUGGCAGCAAAGGUUAAAAACAAUAAGCACAAAAGUAUAAAAACCAGUUAUAUUUGUGUUGGAAAAUAAAUCCAAAACUGGUGAAAUUAAAAUUAAAAAAAAAUACACAAAAAAUUUAAAAACAGAAAAGAAAUAUUUUUGCGAGCAAACAUAUACAUAAAACGAUAUUGAAACACUUAAAAAAAAUUAUUAAAAAAUGCAAUAAAAAAUAACAAAAUUAAUAAAUGGAAUUAUGUAGUUGCAAGAAACCUUAAGCUAAAUAAUUGUAAAAAUUCUUAGCUGUAAGCUAGCUAGUAAAGUUAAGAUAACACUGAAACCAAAACCAAAAACCAAAAAAAAAAAACACAAA
Messenger RNA from Anastrepha obliqua, 7848 nucleotides. It is a transcript of the gene Ccn, whose product is annotated as myb-like protein A. Gene Ontology annotation, molecular function: heparin binding; integrin binding. The transcript has 10 exons. Gene Ontology annotation, cellular component: extracellular matrix. The coding region runs from base 146 to 2428 and encodes 760 amino acids. The record is from RefSeq and is a predicted model, not a curated record. Gene Ontology annotation, biological process: signal transduction; cell adhesion. Lineage: Eukaryota; Metazoa; Arthropoda; Insecta; Diptera; Tephritidae.